Molecule: messenger RNA, 1944 nt
Organism: Eufriesea mexicana
Lineage: Eukaryota; Metazoa; Arthropoda; Insecta; Hymenoptera; Apidae
Product: zinc finger protein 470
Exons: 3
Coding region: 1-1944 (647 amino acids)
Biological process (GO): regulation of transcription by RNA polymerase II
Cellular component (GO): nucleus
Molecular function (GO): zinc ion binding; DNA-binding transcription activator activity, RNA polymerase II-specific; RNA polymerase II cis-regulatory region sequence-specific DNA binding
Source: RefSeq, a predicted model, not a curated record
AUGUUUAUCGUUACAAAAGAAAUCGACGGCGAAAAUAUCGGGAAAUUAUGCCGUACUUGUCUAAGAGAAGAUGGCGAUAAAAUGGUUUGCCUGUUCGUGGGACCAGCUGAAUCGUCUCUUGCUGCCAAACUGCGAUCUCUUUCGUGUCUCGAAGUUUGGCAAGGUGAUGGUCUUCCAGAGAAAAUGUGCGAUCGUUGUGUAACUAGAGCUGAGUCUGCUUUAUUAUACAGAGAACAAUGUCGUGCAGCGGAUAGAGCAUUAAGACAAGCCGUUUUAAAGGUUUCCGGCCUGACCUCGUACGCCACGGUAUCCAGUUAUAAAUUGUACCAACAAAAUCAGGGUUUUGUAUCUGUUCCGAAUUCCCAUAAAACCUUGAAAUGCAUAGAAUGCGCUGCCGUAUUUACGAAUUAUCAAGAACUGUGCACUCAUAGCAGAUCGCAUUUACCUUUCGUCCAGGAUGACAUACCGAUGCAGCAUAUGCACAUAGUAGAAUCGCAAAAUUCGUACUUUAAUCUUAACUUUGGCCACCACCUGAGCUCCAACUUGACUAACGAGAGCGUUCAACAUACGCAAUUGUCACCAUUCAUUAGGUCGAAUGCGAUGCAAAUGAUUCCAACGAACGGAGAGAACCCUAGCCGUGCAGCUUGCGCUUUACAUUGUUCUAUAUGUAAUCGCACGUUCACCAAUAGAACCCAAUUAAUAAGUCACAGUAUCACUCACAGUAACGAGAACAUAGAAGUGCCCUGUGAUAACGAAAAUAUAGAUAUCUGCGAGAAUUCUAAUCAAAUUCCACAGAACUUGAGCUAUGAACGAUCGAUUAAUUCCGUUGGUAAUUCUAUUCAAAACUUAUCUUAUCAUAGAGCAACAACGAACGAUAACAACGAAAUGCAAACCUUGGGUUUUCCCGAAAAUGUGGAUCUAGGAGAAGAAGUACGAGAGGGUAGUAGUCCGCAGCAAGUACGAAACGCAGUGAUACCUCAUACGGAAACUUAUAACAUAGCUGACUGUCGUACUGUAAGAUUCUCGAAAAAUUUCGAACGUACAGACGAUAGUCGAGAAACUAUCGACAGGUAUCAGUCCUCCUCCUCGAGUCUUAAUUAUAAGGAACAGAUAGAAAACGAGCACUCGGAAGGUAUACAGCACGUACAGACGAAAAAGUACAAAUGCGAAGUGUGCUGUAAGUUGUUUUCCCAAAAGUCGAAAUUGUUAACUCAUCGAUUGUCACAUUCCGGUCAGCAACCGUUCAGAUGCCCGACAUGCGAGAAAGGUUACUCGUCGAAGAGUAAACUGAAUGCUCAUGUGCGAUUACACACGAAAACCAAUGUUCAUCCGUGUAAAAUGUGCGAUAAAAUAUUUGCCUAUCCGUCUUACCUACGGGAACACUUGAAAACGCAUAAACGGAACAGCAACGGUAACGCGAGAACGGACGAGAACAAAGCUUUCGAAUGCGUGAGCUGCAAAAAGAGAUUUCGCCUGUUGAAAAACCUAAGAGCUCACGAACGGCUUCAUACCGGAAAAGGUUUGGUACGAUGCGAAAUAUGCGACAAAUCAUUUAGUCGAAGUUACAACUUGAAGAUUCAUUUGCGAACGCAUAAAGCAACGAGGCCUCAUAAAUGCGAGUAUUGUAGCAAAUGUUUCGUUCAAAAGGGUAAUCUCGCAGAACAUAUGAGAAUUCACACGAAAAUAAAACCUUUCGAAUGCAAAGCGUGUGGUAAGCGUUUCUCGCAAUCGAGUCAUUUGAAAAAUCACGAAGCGUCUCAUGCCACUGUUAGGCAACAUCAGUGCCGAUUAUGUGGAAAACGAUUCAAACUGGCGAAUCAUUUAAAGAGACAUUUGAUUUUACACAACGGUGCAAAAUCAUAUAAAUGUCAUCAGUGCAAUCAACUGUUCUCGCAAGCGUUUAGCCUGACGAGACAUUUAAAAAGGCACGACUCGCACGCUUAG